Molecule: messenger RNA, 2835 nt
Organism: Pectinophora gossypiella (pink bollworm)
Lineage: Eukaryota; Metazoa; Arthropoda; Insecta; Lepidoptera; Gelechiidae
Product: scm-like with four MBT domains protein 1
Exons: 7
Coding region: 154-2769 (871 amino acids)
Biological process (GO): regulation of DNA-templated transcription
Cellular component (GO): nucleus
Source: RefSeq, a predicted model, not a curated record
CUACCGCGAGAAAGAUGAAAUAGAAGUAUAGUAUGGUAAUUAUAAUUUUCGUCAUUGAAAUUUUUAUACGAAGUUCAGCCGUUCGAGAAUUUUGAGUUGAGUGAAAAUUGUAAUAUAUUUUGAUGAAGUCUAAUUUAAUUGUUUAGAAUAAUUAUGGAGUUUGAUUGGAACGAUUAUUUGGAAGCUAAUAGAAACAUUGCAGUUCCUGAAGAACUAUUUUCUCAUGUGGAAGCAAGCCUGAACAAUGGCAUCAAACAGGGCAUGCUGCUGGAAGUCUGCCACAAGAGCAACCCUGACAUCUACUGGAUCGCCGAGAUCACCAUGGUCUGUGGCCAUCUGCUCAGAAUCAAGUUCAUUGGAGCCACUGAGGACUUCUGGUGCGACAUAUCCAGCACAAAAGUCCAUCCUCUAGGAUGGUGUGGCAAAUAUGAUGAGCUGAUUGAGCCACCAGAUGAAAUAAACGAGAAAUAUGGGGACCAGAUUAUUGAUAUUAUGAAGAAUGCACUGUUAGAUGGACAGUCUGUUUCUAUUGAGGCUUUGAACAAUAAAGGACUGUCUCCCAUUGAUAGAAUCAAGACGGGGAUGAAGGUGGAAGUGCAGAAUACUCUGGAUCCUUAUAGAUAUUGGAUUGCUACGGUCUGUGAGAACGUCGGCGGUCGCCUGCUUCUCCGCUACGAUGGAUGUGAUGAGGAGAUGCCGCAGUUCUGGAUAUUCUUCUCCAACAACCGCCUCAGCAGCUUCGGAUUUGUCACCAAUAAGGGCUCUCCUUGGCAGUUCAAGUACCCGGGCAAAGUAAAUAAGUUCUCGUGCAAAGUAAAGCUGAGUACACAACUGCGGCAGAGCGCCGAGGAGUCUAUAAAGGAGCCUACACCAGCUGAUCUAUUUCAGCCGGCACAAAGCCUGGAAGCGCACAACUUCGUUACGGGAAUGAAAGUGGAGGCUUUAAACCCUCAAGACAUGAAGACCAUUCGACCAGCCACAGUCACCAAGGUCUUCAACAACUUCCACUUCCUCGUCGCCAUUGACGACCACCACGAAGAUUACGAAGAUUCCAGAAUGGCCUGGCUAUGUGACUCUAUGCAUCCUUACAUCUACCCCAUAGGGUGGGCCCAGAAGAAUAACCUGCCGCUGAAAGCGCCAAAGAUUUGGAAGGAAGGUAGUUUUGAUUGGGAUGAGUACCUAACUAUGACGUCAUCUGUGCCUGCUCCGGACUACUGCUUCGGGGAUAAGAAGCCUUUAAAGGACAUUAAAGUUGGGAUGAAACUCGAAGCUGUCAACCCUAUGAAUCAUGAAGAAAUACAUGUGGCGUCAAUAGAAGCUAUUAUUGAACACAUGGUAUGCGUGGAACUGCUGCCUAUUGGUGAUAAGUUCUGGUACUCUCAAGACAGUGAUUUGCUCUUCCCAGUAGGCUGGUGCGAUAGUAACAACUACGCACUCCAUAUCCCGGACAUGUCUGUACUUAAAGAGGUUAAAGUUGAAGAGAAACCGGUGAAGGAAGAAAGUAUGAAGACUUCAGAAGAAUGGUGUGAGAAGAUUUACUUCAACUAUAAGUGUUACGCUGGACCGUCUAUUAGCAGGAACAAGUUGUCUCAACUUCCGAAGCAUGUUGGUCCGGGGCCGUUGUCUCUUGUGCUGAAAGAAGUGUUGAAUAAGAUCAUAUCAGCGUCGUACAAGCCCGCUAAGCUGUUGAAGGACUGGGAGACGGAAGGUCCGCCUGAAGAGGGGAUGCGCCUGGAAAUGCUGAGAGCCAAAUUAAAAACCAGCACAUACCACGCGUACGUCCCGGUAGCCACAACCCUGGAGCAAGUGCCAUCGUUCUGUCGCGACGUGUGCGUCAAGCUACAAGGCUGCCCCUGCUUGUUCGGCCCGGUGGACUACCCAGAUCUGUGUCCACACAACUGCCAGCAACAAGACAAGUCCACGUUCCAUAACUGCACAGAGCGCCGCGGAAGACCGAAAGGCAGUGUUAAUGGACGUCGAAAGAAGAAGAAGAGUGCUCCGGAGAAGCGAGAGAAGGAACAACAACCAUCGCAAGAGACCGAGAGCAACAAGGAUGGAGAAUCAGUAGAGAGCGAGCAUAGCGCCGGAUCCACGCCGCCCUCGGAAUCUGGUACCAGACCAAAUUCCCCAGACAGCGUCAGCGAAUACAAACGAAGCCAAAGAAGGAAACGCGAGCCCAAGAAUAAAUACCCAAAACUCGAAAUGAAAACCCGAGGCGCGAAGCUCCCGAACUUCGCCCUCCAAAUGAAAGAAGCUCACUGGAACAAGAAAGAUGUGGAGACGAUAUACAGCAACACUUGCGUUUCCAAGAAGCAAAGUUCGCCAGAUAGCGACUCAGAGAACGAAACAAAUGAAAGCAGUUCCAACUCUCGUGACGCUAAAAAUAUUUCCGAUGUGUCUGAUUCUGAAGAACCGGAGUUGAAGAAACUUAAAUUCAGUUCCUACGAUCCUCUGCCAUCAGACAAUAAAAUGUUUGAAAAGAACACAACUUUGUCCUGGGUGAAAACUAAACUGAAGUUAUCACCGAAUCCUUUGGAUUGGUCUGUUGAUGACGUGUAUGCUUACCUCACGAGCACGGAAGAUUGUAAACUAAUAGCUGAUAAAAUGAAACAGGAAGAGAUCGAUGGCCAGGCGCUGAUAAUGCUCGACUUGGAAACUAUCAAGGCGUUCUUACACAUGAAGAAAGAGUUCGCAUUGCAACUUUGUAAGCAUAUUACCAUGAUUAGAUAUUAUUAUGUAGAUAAUUUCGAAGUAAACGUUGAAUCGUGAUAAUUCUGUUCCUUAUAUUCCAUUAUUUUGUCUAGUCCACAAUAAAAUACUUGUUAAAAUAAUAAA